Messenger RNA from Soboliphyme baturini, 222 nucleotides. The record is from the annotation of a GenBank genome assembly. Lineage: Eukaryota; Metazoa; Nematoda; Enoplea; Dioctophymatida; Soboliphymatidae.
AUGAGUCGGCAGCGUUGGUGGCGUUGCGUUCGCCUGCCGUCACUGUGUUCUGCUCUGUACACAGAAAACGGGCUGUUCGUUGGCUCGGCUCGGCUCGGCUCCGCUCUGCUCGGCUCGUGGCGUGACUGCAGCUGCGUACGCGGCGAACUUCUUCAGCUGUUGCAUCGUCGUCGACAGUCGCUAGACACACAUACACGGUACUGGACGGCCAUCAGCAAGUAG